CAUCCAGCCCGUCUGGCUGACUGGCAGAUCACCGCACCGACACCAACUAACUAACUAUACCUGCAACUGCAACCUGCUGACAGCACCAGCUGCUUCUCCAUCAACACAGGAGCAACAACAGCAUGUGAAUGGCGACGGAAAACGGCAGAGUUGUCACAGAGGAGCAGCAGGACGAGCUCCCAGCCUCUGGAGCCGCUGCUCAUGUGCAACACCAAACACACACCCGGAGCCAGAGCCACAUCCAGUUUCACCCUCUGACACACACCACCACCACCUCCACCGCCACCUCCCAGUGGCAGCCUCCUCGCGCUCUUGCUCACACGAGGAGUCACAGUCACACUCACUUCAACACUCCCUCACACACACAGACGCAGAAGUACGGCUGCCGCCUCACACACAGCCUCUCAGCCAUGGCCAAGGGAGAGAAGGGAGCUCAGGGCUCUGCAGGGAAGCUCAUCAAGCCCACUGAACCGCUGUUUCCUAAAACACCUCAGCAGACGGAGUUGGGCCAGAAGCUGACAUUAUGCAGUAAGCUGUGUUUCGCUAUUGGUGGCGCGCCCAAGGAGGUGGCUGCCAGCGCCACCGCCUUCUUCCUGCAAAUCUAUCUGCUCGAUGUCGCUCAGAUCAACGCCUUCCAGGCCUCCAUGGUGCUGUUCAUUGGUAAAGCCUGGGGUGCAGUGACUGACCCUAUUGUCGGCUUCUUCAUUACAAAGAGCAGAUGGACCAAGAUUGGCAGACUCAUGCCCUGGAUGGUGGGUUGCACUCCGUUUCUGGUGGUCUCCUACUUCUACCUCUGGUUUGUUCCUCCUUUCAUCAGCGGCAGGUUCAUCUGGUACCUCGGCUUCUACUGCCUCUACCAAACCCUCAUCACCUGCUUCCACGUGCCUUACUCUGCUCUCACCAUGUUCCUGAGCACGGACCAGAAGGAAAGAGACUCAGCCACUGCUUACCGAAUGACAAUGGAGGUGCUGGGGACUCUCGUGGGCGCUGCCAUCCAGGGCCAGAUUGUGGCCAGCGCUCACACUCUGAAGCACUGCCCGCCUCACAACAUGUCCGCCGGUUACCUUGGCAACAGCAGCGGGGCAGAGAUCGUCAAGAGCCUGGUGCGCUCCCAGGACUACCUGUCACACUCUAAGGAGGUGUACAUGAUCGCUGCUGGUGUUAUAGGAGGCGUGUUUCUCAUCUGCACCGUGGUGAUGUUCCUGGGAGUCAAAGAGAGAGAUGAUCCGUACGCCCCAAGGACCGAGAAGCAGAUCCCCUUCCAUCAGGGCUUCAUCCUGGUGAUGAGACACGGGCCGUACCUCACUCUCACCGCUGCGUUCCUUUUCAUCACUGUCGCCAUUCAGCUGGUACAGAGCAACUUUGUCCUCUUCUGCACUUACGCCGCCGACCUGAGGGAUCACUUCCAGAAUAUAGUGCUGACCAUCCUGGUUUCUGCAGUGAUAAGCAUCCCGCUGUGGCAAUGGUUUCUGCAGAGGUUUGGGAAGAAGACGGCAGCUUUCUGCGGCAUCACAUGGAUCAUGCCCUUCACCCUGAUGCUGGUCUUCAUCCCCAAUGUCGUGGUGGCAUACGUUGUGGCUGUGUCCUCUGGACUCAGUGUGGCUGCGUCGCUCCUGCUGCCAUGGUCCAUGCUGCCAGAUGUGGUGGACGACUUCAGACUGGCCAACCCAUACUCUAAAGGCCAUGAAGCCAUCUUCUACUCAUUCUACGUGUUUUUCACCAAGUUUGCCGCAGGCAUCUCUCUGGGAGUGUCCACCCUCUGUCUGGAAUUUGCAGGGUAUGACACCGGCGCCUGCAAACAGCCUGCUCCGGUGGUGUACACCCUGAAGCUGCUGAUUGGUGCUGCCCCAGUGGCCUUCAUUGUUACAGGGUUAAUGAUCCUACUGCUCUAUCCGAUCAGCGAAGACGUGCGGCUCAGGAACAGACUCUGCCUGGAUGAGCUACGGAAACAAAGCAUCAGCUCCAGAACAGCGGAAGAUCUGAACAACGUGUGACCUGCAUCUUGAAUGAAGUGAACCCACAAAGCCACGUAUUCCAGCGAUCGGCGCUGGAAAGUUGUUGAUUAGUGUAUAUUACACUGAUAAAUAGUUCAAUUGUUUUAAUGUAAACAUUUUUGUUUCAUUUUCACAUGUACUGUACAGUUAUCUUGGAUAUAUAUAAAUAUAUAAUGAGAUUACCUAAUUUAUAUAAAUGAAUGUAUAUCAUUAUUUGCUGUGUUUAGCUUUACAACACUGUUAUUUAUUUAUGAUAUAUUAAUACUGAGGGCUGAUGAUAUGAAAUGAAUAAAUGUUGUAGAGGUUGGUUG
Epinephelus fuscoguttatus (brown-marbled grouper) is the source of this 2305-nucleotide messenger RNA. RefSeq names its product major facilitator superfamily domain containing 2B (gene mfsd2b). Gene Ontology annotation, molecular function: symporter activity; sphingolipid intramembrane carrier activity. Gene Ontology annotation, biological process: carbohydrate transport. The coding region runs from base 129 to 1994 and encodes 621 amino acids. The record is from RefSeq and is a predicted model, not a curated record. NCBI's taxonomy places the organism in Eukaryota, Metazoa, Chordata, Actinopteri, Perciformes, Serranidae. The transcript is spliced from 15 exons. Gene Ontology annotation, cellular component: membrane.